GUGUGUGUUUGGUUACAGAAAGAGAGUGCUUUGCUGCAUGUGUGUGUGUGCUCUUUGUGUGUGUGUGCGUUUGCUCUGCUGACGACAGAGCUGCAGGUCGGGGGGGGUGUGUGACGCUGUGUGUUAGGGGAGUAUCCUGAGUCAUUCACUCAAACCCACACAGGAGAUUUAACUCACACAGAGGCAGAGACGAGACGACAGAGAGAGAUCACGUGACAAAAAAGGAGCUGUAAAGCAAGAAAACUAAAGACGGAAAGAUGACAAUUGGGAAGAACUCGAGGAAAAACUCUGCCCGGAGCUCCAUCCGGGCCCCAAAGUUUCUGGACAAAUCCAGUGGCUUCUACGGCCGCCUCGAUGAGCCAGAGACCCCUGGAGAAGGGGAGGAGGUGAGGGGACAAGAAGUGGAGGAGACAGGGGACAGCAACAGAGAGGCAAGCAGCCCAAGUGUGGUGCAUGUUUCUGAGAAAGAGGAAGUGGAAGUGGAGGCGUUUGACCACAACGAAGGGAUGAUCGAAGACGACGGGGAGACUCUCCUCCAGAGGAAACCCAGCCGCCGCAGCAGCAGGUGGAACAGAAGCUCCAGGAGGAAGCAGAAGGAGGGGAGGGUGGAGCAGGACGCAGCCCAGGAGGAGAGGCCGAGCGCGGGCACAGAGAGUACAGACACCAGGGUGAUGAUCCAGGUGGAGACAGGAAAGGGGAAGGAGUCCACGAUGGUUCACUUCCCUGUUCGAGAGGAUGAGGACGACCAGGUCCUGAUCAGAGACAAGAAGAGGGGGAUGGAGGAGGAGGGAGAGGAGGAGAGGAGGAUGAAGAAGGAGCAAGAGGAGGGGCUGAAGGAGGUGAAGAGGAACACGGUGAAGAAUUAUCGCAAGGCUUUGGACCGAGCGUUUCGCCGCGGCUGGGAGGCCUUCAUCACCAACCUGUACAGCGUCACCCUCACUCCUGUGACAUCAUCCUCACCAACAUCUGCAUCCUCACCUUCAUCCAAGAAGAAACAUCAACACAACUCUGUGCUGGCCGAGUUUCAGUAGAACUUGGGAGAGACAUGGACAAUAAAACUUAAUAUUUAGUUAUUCAAAUCGUGAUUAUGCAGUUUAUGAUGGACAAUCCUGCCUGUGACAUUCACUUUAUAGUCUAAUGAAUCGUACAAAACAUGAACAUUCUGCGGAUUAUGAGACAUUUUUUUAUGUCAAUUUGAGGCCAUUUUGAAGUGUCUCUUUGAGGGACAUUUUCGAGAUGAAGGCCCCUGAUUGAGUUUUACUUCAUGAUGUGAGGAAGCCAUACUGUUAAUUUUACAUUGAAGUCUAUGGGACUGGCUUAAAUGUAAAAAGCCUGUUUUUAUGUGACUGAGUUAAGGUGGUUUUCCUCUAUGUUGCAAAUUCCAAUCACAUCUUAGCUCCUUCAUUUCGGUUCACUAUUAAGAGCUUGGAGCACUAAUGACCUCUCCUUCAUUUUGGUUUAGCACAAUGAAACUACUAAAGUGUUGACGUGUAACCAAAGGGAAGGACAUUUCCAACCGUGUAGCAAUGACUGAUAAGUGGAGAUAUUUACAUUUCUGUUUGUUAAUCAUUGCCAUUUAAGGCUGAGAGCUAAUCAUUAAUGAAAGGAGAGACGAACACACACAGCUGAUGAUUAUUUAGACAUUUUGGUAGUGAUUAACACACAUUUAUGUUAUUACUUUUGUAGAAAUUGAAUUUAUUUUAACCAAUGUUAAGACAUUUAAACAAGGACUCACUGUUAACAUAUCUAAACAUAGGUUAUUGAAUUUCACAAAUGAAAUGCACAUGUGUUUGACUUCCUCACUGUUUGUUCUGGUGAAGGUUAUUAACCUGAAGGGGCAGGGCAGGGGAGUGUUUCAAAGAAAAACUUAUAUAAUUUAUAGCCUGGUUAUAAAUCACCAUAGCUUUUAUUGUUAACAUUGCACAUAAAGUUGGUUAUAUGUGUUUUAGUACCACUCAUUUUUAAUGUAUUAAUGAUUUACAUUGUCACAAUGAAAUAUGAAAUGUGUACAAUAGGCCUGUGUUAAUUUCCUGUUGUCCAGUAUGUGUCUGGAUGUCAUGUGUACUCUUGCAGACUAGACUGAAAAGGACUUCUAAAAAUGUUGUUAAUUUUUUUAUUUAACAAUCCUUUUGUAUCCUAAUCAUUGCUUCUGCAGUCCGGAACCAGCAACAAGAAGCACUUUUCUGAGUAAAUAAAGAUUUAAUUUAUUAUA
Molecule: messenger RNA, 2212 nt
Organism: Trematomus bernacchii (emerald rockcod)
Lineage: Eukaryota; Metazoa; Chordata; Actinopteri; Perciformes; Nototheniidae
Product: cilia- and flagella-associated protein 251
Exons: 3
Coding region: 258-1031 (257 amino acids)
Source: RefSeq, a predicted model, not a curated record